Zingiber officinale is the source of this 937-nucleotide messenger RNA. RefSeq names its product auxin-responsive protein SAUR32-like. Gene Ontology annotation, biological process: response to auxin. The transcript has a single exon. Lineage: Eukaryota; Viridiplantae; Streptophyta; Magnoliopsida; Zingiberales; Zingiberaceae. The record is from RefSeq and is a predicted model, not a curated record. Bases 315 to 716 code for a protein of 133 amino acids.
GAAACAAAUCGACCUACCUUCAAUUCUCUUCCUUUCCGAUCUAUAAAAAUCCCUAGCUCCGCAUGAUCUCAUCUCCCGUAGCCCUACUGGAAUCCCAUUUUGGUUCGUGCCGGAAAAGAAAAACGAGUCACGUCGUAAACCAUGUCCAACGUCCCCACACCUCUCCGUGACUCCUCCCUCGCCCUCUUCCGCCUCGCCAUCUCCAGCUCCGAUCCCUGGCCUUUCUCUCUCUAGCUCCUGAUAAUUCUCUUUCUCUCUCUCUAUCUAUCUCCCCCGUUGUCUUCUCCUGCUCUGUUUCUGGUUCGCUUGGCUGCAUGAGAGCGGCUGGGAAUCAUCAAGAAAAAGAGGCAGCGGCUGGAGAAAUCAAGGUCGUCUGGAAAUUAUUCCGAUUUCACAUGCCGCACCUGGGCGGCGGCCACCACGAGAAGGAGGUGGAGGAGGGAAAGCCACCCAGAAAGGGGUGGAUGGCGUUGAGGGUGGGACCCGAAGGGGAGGAACAACGACGGUUCGUGGUGCCGGUGGCUUGCCUCUCCCAUCCGCUCUUCGCGGAGCUUCUGGAUGAGGCUGCCGCCGAGUACGGGUAUGAACAGACGGGGCCUAUCGUCAUCCCCUGCGCCGUCGGCCACUUCCGCCACGUUGUCCACGACGUCAUCGAAGAUGGCUACCGCCACCACCACCGCCACCGCCUUCAUCUCUUUGCCUGCUUUGCGGCUUGAGGAAGGGCAUUGCAGUUAGCUUUGGAUCGAUUAAUGUCGAUAGAAAGAUGCAUGGGAUUAAAAGAGUUGAUCAAUAUAAAGAUUGAAUUUGUUAUAAAUUAUUUUGUAUUUAAUUUCCAAUAUUGUUGAAUUGUAUUAUACUUGUGAUUGAUAUUACGCGAGAUGAUAAACAUGUACUAGGUUUUUACUUCAAUUCUGAAUAUUUUUAAUAGAAAGACAUA